Molecule: messenger RNA, 1656 nt
Organism: Meira miltonrushii
Lineage: Eukaryota; Fungi; Basidiomycota; Exobasidiomycetes; Exobasidiales; Brachybasidiaceae
Exons: 1
Coding region: 162-1520 (452 amino acids)
Source: RefSeq, a predicted model, not a curated record
GCUCAGCAAUGAUUUAUAUACAUUAGCAUACAUUUCAAAAAGUAUAAAUGCAUCAUCAUCAUUUGCCAAAAUCAUAACCAGAUUCAUACCUAGAUUCAUUCAGGUGUGAUCUGAACAAGAUGGUUUACUUGCCUUCAUCGUCAUCAGCAAUGACGACUACAAUGACAUCAACAGAGAAAGAGCAAACAAGUCCAACAAUAUCAGCUCAAACUAGUUACCUUUUUCGUCAACAAUCAAGUAAUAGCAUCAGAAAUUCAAUCAAUAGUGUCAAAUCGAAUACAAGGCAUAGUAUCGGGAAAAGCAUGCAAGAUGGUACGCCAACAAGCAACUCUGACGUAGAGGAAAACGAAAAGUCAAAAUGCUCGGAUGCAAAAGAAGCUUUAUGCAGAAGGAUGGGAGCUAUGUUUUUACGUCACAGAGUGGAGCAAUUGACAGAUGAUGUCGAAAAGAUGCAACAACAAGGCAAAAACACAAGAUGUCCAAUUCAAAACAGAAUGCAAAGAAAGUCAAACGCUUCUUCUAAGAAUGAAUUCGGCCACAUUGGCUCAGCGGAAAGCCUAAGCGUUGCAAAUACCGCCACAACCUCCACUGAUCUGACUACUUUAAAGAGUGGUAGUGAAGAAAAAGUUGCACGAUACGCAGAUGAAAACAGUACCAAGCAGCAAAGACUUAAAGGUCCCUCUUGCAAGAAAACAAAGAUUUCCUCUUUCGUUCCUUCUUGCAAACAGCAACAAAGAGAUGCAACUAACACUUCUCAAAUUGCAUCAGCAGAUCCUACUUUGCCUCCCUCAAAGCCUUCUAGUGCAAUUGUUACACGCAUCAUCAUUGCCGAUGCAAGCUUGCUUAUCUAUUCGUUACGCACCGUACAUGACUAUCUCAAAGCAGGCGAUUGUCAAGUGAUCGUGCCAUGUGAAGCUUUGAGCACGUUGGAUGUUCUCAAGAAAGGUGUACAUACCCUCAAUUGGGCAGCUCGUCGUGCAACGCGUUUCUUGGACGAACGGUUCUCUGUUUGGGAUGAUGGAGGAGAUGACGCAGAAGAAAUGCAAUUUUCCACAAGGGAGAAAAGAGAAGCGUCUAAUUUACGACCAGGACUUUUCCCACAAGGGUUACAGCAACGGUUGAACAUCUUCAAGAAUCAAGUCAAAAAUGAAGAAAUUCUUGCGGAGAAACUUGAUAUCUCGAUUGAAUCUCUCAAAAAAGCGCCUUUGGCAGCAACAAAGACAUUCGAUUGUGCUUUAUACUUUCUUGAAAAGUAUCAAAACAACGAUCAAAUCUCAUGCGCUCUGGCAAUUGCAUUACCACCGCCACAUCUAGAUUUCGAACAAGAAGCAUUGCAUUCUGAAUCCAAUUGCAGUCUUCGCUUUGCUGAAAGGGCAGAUGGUAAUGUGAUGUUGCAAUGGUCAAAAGAAUGCGGUUUAUUGAAAUCUGAAAUCGUACCUUCACCACGUCUGAUCGUUGCGCCUACUGCCGCCAGCUGGCUUACGGUGGCUUCCACAGUUCCAACUUCUGUUGUUGCGUAAGAACUUUACUCAGACCCUAUAAUCUUGUAUAACUAACUAUUCACUCUCAAAUUCUAAGUGAUACCCCGCUCAAGCUUGUAUUUUGCUGUAUUUUACUCUUAUUUAACUUUUAUUAACGAUACCAUAUCUUUCCUUC